AUGAGUACACAUCAUAGUCACUCUGAUAUAGAGUCUAUAAACUCACAGGCUCAACUGGAUCAAGCGCCUCAAGCUUAUGUCCCAGAAGAUAAUCAAGACGCUGUGUCGGAAUUGAGUUCGUUUGCAUCAAGAACAACUACAAAUAACAAUGUCAGAUUAGUUCCAACUGAAACUGUCAAAUCUUUACAAGAUAUGGGUGUUCAAAGUGAUGCUCCAAUCCCAGACGUUAAUGCUCCUCAAAGUGUUAAAAAUGCCAUUUUCCCAGAAGAAUAUACUUUGGAAACUUCAACUGGGUUAGUUCCAGUGGCUACUUUACAAUCAAUUGGUAGAACUGGUACUCAAGUAUCAAGAACAAGAACUGCUCAUUUAGCAAGAAGAUCAACACAUAUUGAUGAUCAAGAAGAUGAAUCCUCAUCAAACACCAAUGUGGAGAAAAAAGAAGGUGAAGAAACUCCUGGGUCUGAUGAAAUUGAUCCAGAAAUAGAAUUUGUUACAUUCGUCACUAAUGAUCCUGAAAACCCUCAUAAUUGGCCAUUAUGGUUGAGAUGGGUUUAUACUGUUAAUUUAUCAAUCUUGGUUAUUGCUGUUGCAUUUGGUUCUUCUUGUGUUACCGGUGGAUUAGGUUUAAUUAAUGACAAAUUUCAUGUUUCUUUAGAAGUUUCAAUUUUAACUUGUUCAUUAAUGGUUUUCGGUUUUUCAUUAGGUCCUUUAUUAUGGUCUCCAUUAUCUGAACAAAUUGGUAGACAACCUGUUUACUUCAUUUCAUUACUACUUUACGUCAUUUUCAACAUUCCUUGUGCUGUUGCUAAAAACAUUGGUACAUUAUUGGUUUGUAGAUUCUUAUGUGGUGUUUGGGCAAGUUCAGGUUUAUGUCUAGUUGGUGGUUCAAUUGCUGAUAUGUUCCCAACUGAAACUAGAGGUACUGCUAUUGCAAUGUUUAGUUUUGCUCCUUAUUGUGGUCCUGUUUUCGGUCCUUUAAUUUGUGGUUGGAUUAAUGUUAAAACUGGUAGAUUUGAUGUUAUCAUUUGGGUUAAUUUAGCAUUUGCUGGGUUCAUGUGGAUCACUGCAACUUUAGUCCCUGAAACUUAUGCUCCAGUCAUUUUGAAAAGAAAAGCUAAAAGAUUAAGAAAAGAAACUGGUAAUCCUAAAAUUAUGACAGAACAAGAAGCUCAAGGAUUAUCAUUCAAAGAAAUUGUUCAAUCAUGUUUGGUUAGACCAUUAUAUUUUGUUAUAUCUGAACCAGUUUUAGAUUUGGUUUGUUUCUACGUUUGUUUGAUUUAUGCUUUAUUAUAUGCCUUUUUCUUUGCUUAUCCAGUUAUUUUCUCUGAAUUAUAUGGUUAUAAUGAUGCUUACAUUGGGCUAAUGAUGAUUCCUAUCUUGAUUGGUGCUGUUUUAGCCUUGGUUGUUACACCAAUUAUUGAACGUCAAUAUGUUAAAACCGCUCAUAAAAGAAAAAUGACACCUGAAGAUAGAUUAGUUGGUGGUAUGAUUGGUGCUCCUUUCGCUGCCAUUGCCCUUUGGAUCUUGGGUGCUACUUCUUACAAACAUAUCAUUUGGGUUGGUCCAGCUUCUUCAGGUUUAGCUUUUGGAUUCGGUAUGGUUUUGAUUUAUUAUUCAUUAAAUAACUAUAUCAUUGAUUGUUAUGCUAUUUAUGCCUCAUCUGCUUUAGCUACCAAAGUUUUCUUAAGAAGUGCUGGUGGUGGUGCAUUCCCAUUAUUCACUACUCAAAUGUAUCAUAAAUUGGGUUUACAGUGGGCUAGUUGGUUAUUAGCAUUCAUUUCAACUGCAAUGGUUUUGAUUCCAUAUGCAUUUUACUUCUAUGGUAAAACCCUAAGAGGUAAAUUAUCUAAAAAGAACUAUUCUUUGGAUGAAACUGCUUAAAGAGAGUUUAAUCAUUCAUUUUAAAUCAACCAAGUCAAUACAAUACAACAAAUCAAAGUCAUAAAGUUCCAGUUUAAUAUAAACACACAAAGAGCUAGGAACUUCAUAAUUUAGUCAUUCAUAAUCAUACAAAAAGGUGAUGAUACCUUUUUCAGUUAAUAAUAUAGAGUAUGGUUUUAAUUAUAAUAUCAAAAACUUAAUAACUAUAAAUCUUAAGUGUAGUUUUCAUGGAUCUAAAAUUCACGAAAUUACGAUUUCUUUGAUGCAAUCCAUAUCAGUUCCGAAUUUGGAAGCUUCUUUCCCUUUUCGGACAAAUUUCAACACCAGCGAAUUUCAUUGAGAGAAAACACAAUUGAAAGGUGGAUUACUUUGAUUCUUGACUUUUGCAAUUCACCAACCAUUG
Molecule: messenger RNA, 2284 nt
Organism: Hansenula anomala
Lineage: Eukaryota; Fungi; Ascomycota; Saccharomycetes; Phaffomycetales; Wickerhamomycetaceae
Product: MFS transporter
Exons: 1
Coding region: 1-1881 (626 amino acids)
Biological process (GO): spermine transport; transmembrane transport
Cellular component (GO): fungal-type vacuole membrane
Molecular function (GO): spermine transmembrane transporter activity
Source: RefSeq, a predicted model, not a curated record